GACGCCGGUAAAGUUAUACCUACCCGUCAUGUCCAAGCGGCCGGCCUUUCCUGCACCGUUAGAUCGCCCACCCCGAAGUCUAGACCACCACUGAGACGAACGCGACGCAACCCACGUAGCCAUUCCGCGAAUUCUCCGGUUAAAGGCGCCUCUGGAAUCUCGCUUCGUUUUUACGUGUCGCUCCUACAAGAAAGCUUUCGUGAAUUCUCUCUCUCUCUCUCUCUCUGUUGAGUGAUCGGCCGGUCGGAGGACGACGGCGGUGAUGCUGGUCGAUGCGAACGCCGUCCAUUUCCUGCAACUCUGGAGUUCUCGGAGUCCCCUUCGUUCUAUUCUUGUUUGCUUAAUUUCCUUUUGUUUGUGUUCUCUCUUCUCCUUGGCAAACUCUGACUGACAACCCUACAAUACCGUCCCUCCCAGAUCGAGGGAGAAAGGGGCAGGAAAGAUGUUGAAGGAUCAAGUAGCGUUUCUGCUUCAGAAGUACCUCGGCAAUUACGUCCGAGGGCUCUCCGCUGAGGCGCUGAAGAUCAGUGUGUGGCAAGGAGAUGUGGAACUGACGAAUAUGCAGUUGAAGCCGGAGGCAUUGAAUGCUCUUAAGCUGCCAGUGAGAGUGAAGGCUGGUUUCCUUGGGUCGGUUAGACUCAAGGUUCCUUGGAGUAGGCUUGGUCAAGAGCCGGUUCAGGUUUACUUGGAUAGGAUCUGUAUAUUGGUUGAGCCAGCAACCCAGGUGGUUGGGUGCUAUGAAGACGGCCUAUUAGAAGCGAAGAAAAACCUAGUGCGGGAAAUGGAAAGGAAGCUUCUCGAGGCAAGGCAACACCAAAAAGUUGAAGUGAAUACAACAUGGCUUGGUUCUUUGAUCAAUACAAUUAUAGGAAAUUUGAAGCUUUCCAUAUCAAACAUCCAUAUCAGAUAUGAGGAUCUUGAAAGCAAUCCUGGACAUCCAUUUGCAGCAGGGGCAACAUUAGCAAAAUUGUCAGCAGUAACAGUGGAUGAAAGUGGGAAAGAAACUUUUGCUACUGGUGGUGCUCUAGGAGGCAUACAAAAGUUUGUAGAGCUGGAUCGGUUGGCCUUUUAUUUUGAUUCAGAUAGUUCUCCAUUGACAACCAGCAAACCAUGGGAGGAUUUGCUACCAUCUGAAUGGAGUCAGAUAUUUGAACUUGCAACUGGAGAAACAUCCUCUGCUUCCCAUAUCAAUGGACACAACUAUAUCUUACAACCAGUGUCUGGGAAUGCAAAAUAUGCCAAGAAGAGAGUAGAUGAAUCUGGAAGUCUUGACCAGCCUCUUCAAAGAGCAACAGUUUACUUGGACAAUGUUGUGUUAUGCUUGUCUAAGGAUGAAUACCGGGAUAUCUUGAAAAUGGCUGAUAAUUUCUCUGCCUUUAAUAAGCGACUAAAAUAUGCCCAUUAUCGUCCAGAUGUUGGAAUAAAAACGAACCCUAGAGUCUGGUGGAAAUAUGCUUUUAGAGUGACGAUUGACCAAUGUAAGAAAGCAAGUGGAAGGCUAUCUUGGGAUCAAGUUUUGAGAUACACAAAAUUAUUAAAGCGAUAUGUUUCUCUUUAUGCAUCUCUGUUGAGAUCCAACUUGGAUCGUUCACUUAUAGAUGAUCACAAAGAGAUUGAAGAACUUGAUCGCCAGCUGGAUGUUGAAGUCAUUGUUCAGUGGAGAAUGAUGGCGUACAAGUUUGUCGAGCAGUCAAUGGAAACUGGUAAUCAAAAGAAGCAGAAGGCAAAAGGGUCGUGGUGGUCAUUUGGACGGUCGGGCCAACCAGUUAAGGAUGGGUCAGAAGCCUGGAGUUUCAGUGAGGAAGACUGGGAACUGCUAAACAGGAUGAUUGGCUACAAGGAGGGUGAGGAUGAACGCUUGAUGGAACCAAAAGAAAACGUGCUGCACUCCUUGUUUGAAGUAUAUAUGAGGCGCAAUGCUUCAAAACUUGUUGGUGAUAAUCAGAAGUGUCUUGCUGAGCUAUCAUGUGACGCGUUGGACUGCUCUAUACAGUUGUAUGAAGAGAGAAAAAUAUUUGACUUAAAGUUGGGUUCUUACAGGCUUAAUUCUCCGAAUGGUCUUCUUGCUGAGAGUGCUGACAGGUAUGAAUCUUUAGUUGCUAAAUUCACAUACAUGCCAGUAGAUGUUCAACUGGACUGGAGUCUUAUAGCAAGAGCUUCUCCAUGCUACGUGACGUACUUGAAAGAUUCCAUUGACGAAAUUAUCAGCUUCUUCAGAAAUAGUGCAGAUAUUAGUCAAGCAAUUGCUUUGGAAACUGCCGCUGCUGUACAGAUGACAAUUGAUGGAGUCAAACGUACAGCCCAACAACAAAUUUCAAAGGCUUUAAAAGACCGUACCAGGUUUUUUCUGGAUUUGGAUAUUGCAGCACCGAAGGUUACCAUUCCAACUGCAUUUUUUCCAGAAGACUAUCAAGCAACAAAACUGCUGCUUGAUCUUGGGCAUUUUACACUUUGCUCACAGGAUGACCACGAUUCAAGUUCUGUGGAGGAAGAGGAGAUGUUUUUGAAGUUCAAGCUAGAACUGAAAGAUAUAUCUGCAUUUUUGAUUGAUGGUGAUUACUCUUGGGGUGAAAGAUCUCUUGGAUGUUCUGCAAGUUCUUCACAGCAAAAUGCAAAAAGAUUUCUGCCUGUUCUGGACAAGUGCGGGGUGGUAGUAAAACUUCAACAGAUUUGGGUUGAGCAUCCAUCAUAUCCUUCUACAAGGAUUUCUGCAAGGCUGCCAUCAUUAGUUAUUCAUUUCUCACCAGCACGCUACCAUCGGAUAAUGCAAGUUUUGAAGAUAUUUCAGUAUGAUGCAUCUGACAAUAGCUUGGACCUGCAUCCUUGGAGCCAAACUGAUCUUGAAGGAUGGCUCUCACUUUUGUCAUGGAAGGGUGUAGGAAAUAGAGAACCGGUGUGGCAAAGGAGAUAUUUCUGCCUUGUUGGACCAUUUCUUUAUAUACUGGAAAGCCCAGCUUCUAAGUUUUACAAGCAAUGCAUCAGCUUAUAUGGGAAACAGAUAUGGAAUGUUCCUCCAGAAUAUGUGGGAAAUGAAGGCCAUGUUCUUGCAAUAUGUGAUGGUGGAUGGUUGCCCAAUAUGAAGGUAGUGGAAGUAGGUAAUGCAGUAAUUAUUCGAUAUGACAAUGAGGAUUUAAGAGGAACGUGGAAGAGUCGACUUCAAUCUGCUAUCUACCAUGCAUCGGCGUCCGCUUCUAUCACCAAUUUCUCAGAAUCAUCUACUGAUGAUGGAUCUUCCAGUACUACAUCUAUUGAAGCCACAAAUGGGAAUGCCUCGAUUGGAAACGAGAGACUGUUUAUAAUUGGUGUUUUAGAUGAAUUAAGAAUCAAUUUUAGCAAUAGCUAUAAGACCAAACAGAAUUUCAAGGAGAUGCUCCUUGCAGAAGAAAGUCAUUUACUUGAAUUCCGUGCAAUUGGUGGUCAGGUUGAGCUUUCGAUCAGGGUUCAUGACAUGCGGAUUGGUACUGUCUUGAAGUCGAUGGAAAUUGAAGAUUUAUAUAGCCAUCAAGAGAAGGGUUCACCUCGUUAUGUUGCAAGAUCAUUUAUUGAGUGCAUGGAACAUGAAUCCAUUAGUACAUCAUCUUUUGAUAGCAACAGUGCUCAAACGAAAAAUGAUGAUGAAAAGUUUUUUGAAGCUUCUGAAAGUUUGGUGGAUUCAGUUGAUUACCAUGAAUCCCCUUUGAAAUCUUCUGAAGAUAUUAUGGCCAAGUUUGCAGCUGAAUCUGCCAUUUCCUCAAAGGAGCCUGCAAGUUUUAGUCGGAUAACUGGCUUGCUACCUGAUGAUGUUCAUGAUGACAGGGGUGGAAUCUCAAUUGGUGAUACCUUGGAUAACUUUGUAAAAGCCCAAAUUAUUAUUCAUGACAUAGAUUCACCAGCAUAUUCCAACAUAGACAAGGAGGUAAUUAUAUCCCUGGCAACAUUGUCAUUUUUCUGUUACAGGCCCACAAUCCUUGCAAUUUUUGAUUUUGUGAAUUCUAUUAACUGGGACGAUGGUGCGCAUGGGUCUGGCAACAAAAUUCAUGGGUCAUCAUCUACAUCAGAUAGUGCUAAUAUCAUAGAUGACCACACAGAAAAUCUAAACUCCAAGUUCCAGGACACUGUUGCGAGAGGGUUACUAGGAAAGGGAAAAUACAGGGUUAUGUUUUCAUUGUCCUUGAAUAUGGCCAAUGCCUGGAUAUUGUUGAUGAAGGAGGAUGGAAUACCACUUGCUACAUUAUCACAGAACAAUCUGCAUACUCAUAUAAGAGUGUUUCAAUCUUCGUUCAGCAUAAAUGCUGCUCUUGGAAAUCUGAAAAUAAGUGAUAAUAGCUUGACUCCCACCCAUGAUUAUUUCUGGAUUUGUGACAUGCGAGAUCCAACUGGCAGUUCAUUUGUUGAGUUGGAGUUCAGUUCAUUCUCUGUUGAUGAUGAUGAUUAUGAAGGCUAUGAUUAUGGGCUCUCUGGGCAGCUCUCGGAAGUAAGGAUUGUAUAUCUGCACCGCUUCAUUCAGGAGGUCACUAAUUAUUUCAUUGGGCUUGUACCCACUGAUCCAACAACUGUUAUCAAACUGAAGGACCAAGUGACAAAUACAGAGAAAUGGUUUACAACUAGUGAGAUUGAAGGAUCCCCUGCUAUAAGAUUUGACCUUUCCCUUCAAAAGCCUAUAAUUUUGAUGCCUCGUGGAACAAACAGCCAUGAUUUCCUAGAGUUAGAUGUUCUUCAUAUUACAGUCCAAAAUGAGUUCCACUGGUACUCUGGGGACAGGAAUAAUACAAGUGCUGUGCACUUAGAAAUAUUGACACUUGAGAUUGAGGGCAUAGAUUUGUCAGUUGGUACUGGAAAAAAUUCUGGUGAAAAUAUCAUCAAAGAUAUCAAUGGAGUAACUGUUGUUAUCAGGAGAUCACUUCGUGACCUUUUUCAUCAAAUCCCUGACCUGGAGAUGUCUAUCAAGUUGGCAGAGCUUAAAGCUGCUUUAUCUUGUAAGGAGUACCACAUCAUUUCUGAGUGCGCAUUGUCAAAUAUUUCAGAAACUCCGAAUGCUAUGCCUCCACUUGUUCAUGAAAACAAAACUGAAGAUGAUAUUCUCGAGCAAAACAUUGCUGAAACAUCACAUGUCAGAAGGUUUUCAUCUCAGGUUCAAGAUGAAUGGGCUUCCAUGAAGGUUUUCAUUUGUUUAGAUUUUGUGGAAUUAUCUGUGCAUUCAGGAGCAUCAAGGGAUUCAGCACUUGCUACCUUUCAGAUAGAUGGUGCAACUGUCAUGUACAAAUCUAGGUCUUCUGGUGAAAGCUCUGUUUUUGCAACCCUCAAGCAUUUCAGUGUUAUUGAUGAUCGAGAGGGGACACAACAGGAAUUUAAGCUUGCAAUUGGAGGACCUGAUAACAUUGACAACACAGUAGCUGAUCCAAUUGAGGUUUCAGAAUUUGAGCCAACCAAGAGAAGCAAUGAUAUUCUAAAGUACCAGAUACCAGUUGUGACAAUGCUUAUUAUUGACAUCAACUUUCAGAAGUCAGUGACUUCUGUAUCUCUGAGCAUUCAAAGGCCUCAGCUACUUGUUGCACUUGAUUUUUUACUUGCGCUCGUGGAAUUUUUUAUUCCUAACCUUUUCAGUGAGGUGUCCAAUCAAAAUACAGACUCCUUAGAUGUCAUUGAAGCAAUUGUACUUGAUCAACCAGUUUACUUUCAGCCAUAUGAAGAAUUCUCACUCUCACCUCAGAAGCCUCUCAUUGCUGAUUGUGAAGGAUAUGAUCAUUAUAUAUAUGAUGGUAAAGGUGGUUUUCUAUCUCUACAAGAUACGCAUGGAAUCGAUCUGUCAAAUCCUAGCGAUGAAGCCAUUAUAUAUGUGGGAAAUGGAAAAUUUUUGCAGUUCAAGAAUGUCACCAUAGAGAAUGGUGAAUACUUGGAUUCUUGUAUAUCAUUAGGAAGUGAUAGCAGGUAUUCAGCUUCUUCUGAUGAUCUUGUCUAUCUCCAGAAAGAUGAUAAUGUUUCUGCAAAAAGUUAUUCCAAAGUGGCAGAGUAUUCUUUAUUGAAUCCAUCUGCUAAGAGCAGUAGUUCAUUGACCAAGAUUGUCAUUGAGUUGCAGGCUAUUGGUCCAGAACUUACGUUUUAUACCACAUCAAAAGAUGUUGGAGAACCUUCAGCACUUCCUACUAAGCUGCUGCACGUGCAGUUUGACUUAUUCAGCAGGGUAAUUAUGGAAAAAAAUGAUAUUGAAAUGAGUGGAGAUGUUCUCGGAUUGACCAUGGAAAGUAAUGGGAUUAGGGUCAUAGAGCCUUUUGAUUCAUCCAUAACAUUCUCAAAGGUUUCUGGGAAGACAAAUAUUCACUUGAGUAUUUCAGAUAUAGUUAUGAAUUUCUCCUUCAGUAUUUUGCAGUUGUUCCUGGAAGUGGAGCAAGACAUUUUAGCAUUUUUGCGGAUAUCUAAGGAAGUUACUAUAGUUUGCUCUCAAUUUGAUAGAGUUGGAAUGGUUCAUGACGAGCAAAGAAAACAAGUAUAUGCAUUCUGGAGGCCUCGUGCUCCACCAGGGUUUGCUGUUUUGUGCGACUACCUGACACCAUUGAAUGAACCACCAACAAGAGGAGUCAUUGCAGUCAAUGCUAACUUUGCAAGAGUGAAGAGGCCUUUAUCAUUCAAGCUCGUUUGGUCUGCUCUAUUUUCACAGGAAUCUUUUGAAACCAAAAACCGUAAAAUUUGUGAGCCUGAUUCCAUAAGCAUAUCUCAGCAAACUGAUUGUAAAGGAAUUGAAGGAAUCUGUUCCAUAUGGUUCCCUGUUGCACCACCAGGUUAUGUUGCAUUGGGCUGUGUGGCUUCUUCUGGGAGAAAUCAACCUCCUCUAUCAUCGGUUUUGUGCAUUAUGGAGAAAUUGGUAUCACCAUGUGGACUGAGGGAUUGUAUAAUUAUCCAUUUUUCGGAACAGCAUGCAAACAAUCAAGCAUUUUGGAGGGUAAAUAAUUCUGUAGGAUCAUUUUUGCCUGAAGAUCCUACUAAUAAAAGAUUAGUUGGUAAAGCUUAUGAGUUACGGCAUAUGCUCUUCUCCAAACAUAUUGAAUCUUCUACACCCUCUGAUAUCCAACAUGUGCAAGGUCUUCUCCCUGAUGACAGCAUAUGCCCCUUGGACUCUGAAAGAGCUGCAGUGCCUUCUUCGGGGCGGAGAUAUGAAGUGGUUGGCAGGUUUAGCUUGAUUUGGUGGAACAGGGAGAGCAGUCCAAGGAAGAAAAUAUCCAUAUGGCGUCCUAUUGUGCCACAAGGGAUGGUUUUUUUUGGUGAUAUUGCGAUGCAAAAUUAUGAGCCUCCAAGUACUGUAAUCUCGCUUCAUCAUGAUGACAAUCAUGUCCUUUUAAAAGCUCCUUUAGGCUUUCAGCUUGUUGGUCAUGUCAAGAAACAAAAGGGAGUGGAUAGCAUUUCGUUCUGGUUGCCUGAGGCUCCUCCUGGGUAUGUUGCUCUGGGAUGUAUCGCUAGCAAGCUUCCUCCAAAAUUAGAUGAAUUCCAAUUAUUACGAUGCAUUCGGAGUGACAUGGUCGUUGGUGACCAAUUUCCAGAUGAAAGUUUGUGGGAUACAUCUGAACUUAGACGUGUAUUAGAACCAUUUAGCCUGUGGACACUGCAUGAUAGAGUAGGUACAUUCCUCGUUAGAAAUGGAUUAAAGAAGCCUCCUAAAAGACUUGCACUAAGAUUGGUAGUUGCAAAUGCAUCAAGCCAAUCAGAUGAUUUUGUUAUUGAUGCAGAAGUGAAGACAUUUUCCGUAACACUGUUUGAUGACUAUGGUGGAAUGAUGGUGCCAUUGUUUAAUUUCUCAUUAAGUAGUGUUGCUGUUGGUGUACAUGGGAAGCCUGGUGUUCUGAACUCAUCUGUGAGCUUCUCAUCAGUUGCGAAGUCAUUUAAUGACAAAAAUGAUUGCUGGGAGCCCUUUAUAGAGCCUGUGGAUGGUUUUAUAAGAUACCAGUAUGAUAUAAGUGCACCUGGUAUGUCAUCCCAGCUACGAAUUACCUCCACACGGGACUUGAACAUAAAUGUGUCAGUUUCAAAUAUAAACCUAAUUCUGCAAGCAUAUGCAAGUUGGAGUAGUCUUAGUCAGGUUAACAAAUCCUACAAGAUGAUGCGUCAUGAUUCUUUUACUUCUGAUGGGGGGUACAUCCUAGACACCCAUCACAAGAGAGUUUACUACAUUAUCCCAGAGAAUAAACUUGGCCGUGACAUUUUUCUUCGUGCCUUCGAAUCUGGUGGUAUUUCCAAAAUAUUCAGAUUGCAGUCAGCUAAUGCAAUGCCCAUUAAGGUUCCUGUAUCAAAGAGCAUGUGGGGUUGUCAUAUAAAGAGCAUAAAUGCUGUCACUUCGAGGAAGAUGAUUGCUGUAAUGAUUACUGAGGGAGAGUUUCCCUGUGAUGAUCUGGUGAACACUCACCAGUACAUGGUUGCGAUACGAAUUGCUCAAAAUGACUGCAUGCCAGUGUCCAAGCAGCAGCAGCAAACAGCACGCACAUGUUUUAUAAACUCAGAGUGUAAUUCUGAUGGUCUUUCUCUGGCUAAAUGGAACGAAAUUUUUUUCUUUAAAAUUGAAUCUGAGGAAAGUUGCAUGGUUGACAUCAUUGUGACUGACUUAGGAAAAGGUGAACCUAUAGGUUCUUGCUCAGCAUCUUUGAUGCAGAUGACCAAUCUGGUGGAUACCGGUUCAGCUUCUGAUUCUAAACAUAACUUGUCAUGGAUACAGCUGUCUGCAAUAAAAGAGACAGGGAAUAGGAUAUGUACAGGGAAGUCUGAUAUUUUCCAUGGGAGAAUACGAUGUGGGAUUGUCAUCUUUUCUCGUGCUGAUGUGGAGAAUGAGGGUCAGUUGUUCUCCGAAUAUAUGGAACCAGGUUCCCUUCAGAUCAGUCCUAGCAACCAUGGACCUUGGACUACUUUAAGGUUGAACUAUGCUGCUCAUGCAGCUUGUUGGCGGUUAGGAAAUGAUAUAGUUGCCAGUGAAGUUACUCUGAGAGAUGGUGAUAGGCAUAUCGCAAUUCGGUCUCUAGUUUAUGUUGUCAACGGUACAGAUUUAGCAGUUGACUUAGCAUUACGUUCCAAUUUUUCUGGGAGCCGGCCAAUAGACCAUUAUAUACCGAUGGAGAAAGGGGAAAUCAUCACAGAGGAAUUUUUUGAAGUUCAAACAUAUGAUCCCCAAACUGGAUGGGUGCAUCAUCACAGUGAUGACUCUUCAUCGUUAGACAAACAGCAGAAAGAUGGGCAGUCUUCUCAGAUGGUGCUCCCUGCUAUUGAGUUGCCGCCAGGAUGGGAAUGGGUUGAUGAUUGGAAUGUAGAUACAUCAUUAAACACUAUCGAUGGGUGGGUGUAUUCAUCAGACCUUGAAGGUAGAAAGUGGCCGAAUUUGUCUGGUCAUGAAAAAUCUUUACAGCAUGUGAGACAAAGGAAAUGGAAAAGAAAUAGGAGAAAGAUACCUGAUAGUGCCAAUAAGCAGGUCCUUGGACUUCUGAAACCAGGAGAAAGUAUCCCACUCUCUCUAUCAAGCCUGACAGCUCCUGGUAUAUUGGAGAUAUUGCCAAAGAGCUCCUCUGAUGAAAGCGAAUAUUCUUGGAGUUCAUUCUCUGACAGGUAUAUUAAGUCUACGGAUUAUGGCCAUCCUGAUGAAGUUCCUCAAUUUUGCCUGUCAUCUCUUGUUGAGGCUGAAGACCUUCUGCACUGUCCAUUUGCAAGUGGGAGUUCCUCUGAAGAUGCAAAUGGAUUAUGGUUUUGUUUGAGCACCCAGGCCACAGAGAUAGGAAAGGAUAUCCAUUCAAAUUCUAUCCAGGAUUGGAAGCUUGUGCUUAUCCCGCCACUAUCUUUUAUAAAUUUUCUUCCACUCUCUGUGGAGCUAUCUGUUCUUGAGAGAAAACCAUGUGGUGCUUUUGCUAUUCGAUCUCGAGGGGUUCUUCAUCCUGGAGAAAAGACAAAUGUCUAUAGUGCUGAUAUGCACAAUCCUUUGUAUGUUUCUCUCUUUCUCCAAGGGGGUUGGCAACCGAUAAACGAAGCGGUCUUGAUCUCCCAUCCUACUCAGAAGCCAUCCAAAGCUUUUAGUUUAAGGAGCACAUUUUCAGGAAGGAUCGUUGAAGUCAUUCUUGAGCAGAACCUUGGUGUGAACCAGCAAAUAGCAAAAGUUAUCAGGAUUUAUUCUCCCUAUUGGAUUGAAUUUUCAAGGUGUCCUCCACUUACAUGUAGAUUAGUAAGCUUACCAGCAAGAGGACGUUAUUCUUCUUCACUCCUUUUGAACAAAGACAAUGAGAAUGUUGUUGAAUUAACAAGCGACGAGAUGGUUGAUGGAUGUACAAUUGGCUCAGUGAUAAAUUUCGGAAAUAUGGGAAUGUCUGUUACAAUGAGUGGGCCUGACAAUCCAGUGUUCGGUCCAGUUUCAGAUCUUUCUCUGCUUGGUGGUCUGGAUGGCUCAAUUAUUGUUAAAGCCUAUGAUACUGAUAACAAGUGCAUCCGUUUGUUUGUCUCUGCAAAACCUUGCCCAUACCAGUCUGUUCCAACCAAGGUAAUAUCCAUUCGCCCUUUCAUGACUUUUACCAAUCGUUAUGGCCAAGAUAUUUAUCUUAAGCUAAACACGGAUGAUGAACCAAAAAUUCUCCAUUUAUAUGAUUCAAGAGUAUCAUUUGCCCACCAUGAAAAUGGAGAUUCAGAAAAACUUCAGGUUCGACUGGACGAUACUGAUUGGUGUUUCCCUUUGCAAAUUCGAAAGGAAGAUAAUAUCACCUUAGUAUUACGGAUGGACAAUGGUGAGAGAAGAUUUGUGAAGACUGAAAUUCGUGGCUAUGAGGAAGGUUCAAGAUUUCUUGUUGUUUUUCGUCUGGCAUCUAUAAAUGGUCCCAUCAGGAUAGAGAACAGAGCACCUCGUAAACUUAUUAAUGUUUGUCAGUAUGGCUUGUGUGAUGCUACUUGGAUCCAGUUGCAACCUUUGUCUACCACAAGAUUUGCAUGGGAAGAUCCAUACGGACAAAAGGUUCUUGAUGUAAAAAUCCAAUCUGAAGGAAAUACUUCAUUUCACAAGUUCAGCUUUGAGAAUCCUGAAACCUGCACCUUGUGUGGUGGGGAGAUGUGUUGUGUUCAACUCGUGAUUACAGAACAUUCAGAUAUCAAAGUUGCUAGAUUUGUUGACUGUAUACCCAGGAAAGGUGAACCGGAAACAAUUGGAAGGUGGUGGGGUGGUCUAUAUGGUGAAACCAAUCAGCAGAAUAAGGUGCCACCUAUGGAGCUGACAGUUGAGUUUGGCAUACUUGGUGUUUCUGUGGUUGACCAGAGUCCUAGGGAGCUUUUGUAUAUUUACCUGGAAAGAGUAUAUAUUUCAUAUCUAACUGGAUCUGAUAGUGGAACAACUAGCAGGUUCAAGCUCAUAGUAGGCCAUUUGCAGUUUGACAACCAGCUUCCACUUACUGUGAUGCCAGUGCUGCUUGCACCUGAAUACAAGAGUGAUGCACAUCGGCCUGUUUUCAAGAUGACUAUCACAAUGAGCAAUGAUAAUACUGAUGGCUUUCUAAUCUUUCCAUAUGUAUAUGUGCGGGUUGCUGAAAGAUACUGGAGGAUAUCCAUUCAUGAGCCGAUUAUAUGGGCGUUAGUGGACUUCUAUGGGAGCCUGCGUCUGGAUCGUCUUCCUGGAAAAUCUAGUGUUACUAAUGUGGAUCCUGAAUUACGAAUAGACUUAAUAGAUGUUUCAGAAAUCAGAUUGAAGCUAGCUUUGGAGCCUGCUCCAACUCAAAGACCACCUGGCAUCCUUGGCAUGUGGAGUCCUAUACUUUCUGCUGUUGGAAACGCUUUUAAAAUUCAGAUUCAUCUUAGGAAGGUCAUGCACAGAAAUAGAAUCUUGCGGAAAAGUGCUGUUGUUAAUGCAAUACUGAACCGCAUCUGGAGGGACCUGAUUCAUAAUCCAUUGCAUCUGAUUUUUGCUGUGGAUGUGCUUGGCAUGACAAGCUCUACGUUGGCCACCCUCAGCAAAGGAUUUGCUGAGCUUUCUACUGAUGGACAAUUUCUCCAACGGCGAUCAAAACAGGUUUCAUCAAGGAGGAUCACUGGUGUUGGAGAUGGUAUUCUUCGAGGAACUGAGGCUUUGGCACAAGGAGUUGCAUUUGGUGUGUCAGGAGUUGUGACUAAGCCUGUGGAAAAUGCCAGACAGCGUGGAGUCCUCGGAUUUGCUCAAGGUGUUGGACAAGCUUUUCUAGGAGUUGUUGCCCAACCUGUAAGUGGGGUUUUAGACUUCUUCUCCUUGACAGUAGAUGGUAUUGGUGCAAGUUAUACAAAAUUCCUGGGCAUGUUUGGCAACAACAUAACUCUCCAUAGAGUACGGAAUCCUCGUGUUAUACAUGCACAUGACGCACUCAAAGAGUAUUCAGAGCAAGAAGCUGUUGGCCAGAUGGUGUUGUAUCUUGCAGAAGCAAGCAGGCAUUUUGGGUGUACAGAAAUAUUCAAAGAACCGUCAAAAUUUGCCUGGACUGACUUCUAUGAAGAACAUUUCAUGCUGCCACAUCGCCGCACUUUUCUCAUUACAAACAGGCGUGUCAUUAUGCUGCAGUGUUCUGUUCCUGACAAGUUGGAUAGGAAACCAUGUAAGAUUUUAUGGGAUGUGCCAUGGGAAGAACUCCUGGCAUUGGAACUGGCAAAAGUUGGUUAUGCAAAACCAACGCAUCUGAUUCUCCAUCUCAGAAAUUUCAGAAGAUCUCAAAAUUUUGUUCGUGUGGUCAAAUGCAAUGUCAAUGAUGAGGAAGUGGCAUCAGAUAGUGAAGCUACAAGAAUCUGCUUCACAGUGCGUAAGACAUGGAAAGCAUACCUUUCAAGAAUGAGAAGCCUGCGUUUGAAGGUUCCCUCAAUCAAGCAUUAUGUGUUUUUUCCCUGUGAUGAAGCUGGUGGAAGUGUGUCUCCUAGUCAAGUGAAACCUGUGAUAAGGACGAGGGAAUUUUUAUCUUCAGAUUUAGCUCCCAGUGAGAAAUUUCAAGAUUAUACUGUCAAUUUUCUGAAGAUCUGGAGCAGUGAUCAGAGAGUUCGGUUUGCUUUGUGCCCCAAGCAGGUAGGGGAUGAUGCAGAAGUAUGCAGUAUAUGGAGCCCAAUCUGCCCAGAUGGCUAUGUCUCUGUGGGUGACAUAGUCCGUCUUGGCAGUUAUCCGCCAAAUGUGGCUGCUGUGUACCAAAAUGUUUCUGGAAAGUUUGCACUCCCUUUAGGUUAUGAUCUGGUGUGGAGAAAUUGUUUCGAUGACUAUGUGACAAAAGUAUCCAUCUGGUACCCACGACCUCCUGAAGGUUUUGUGUCAAUCGGAUGUGUGGCUGUAGCAGACUAUACUGAGCCCAGGCACGAUGCUGCAUACUGUGUGCAUGAAAGCCUUGUUUCGGAUGCAGAGUUUGAGGAGCAAACCGUUUGGAAGGCUCCAAAUUCUUAUCCUUGGGCUUGUUACUUAUAUCAGGUAAACAGUGAUGCUCUCCAGUUUGUCGCAUUGCGACAAAAAUGGCAGGACCUGAACUGGAAGCCCGUGAGAGUUGAAUCCUCUCGCCUACGAGAAGCUUUGCAGGAUUGAUUUGCGGCCUUGCUCAAUUCUUGCAGUUCUGAGUUGAAUCACCCACAUGAAGCUACGCAGGAUUUGUUUGCUGCGGUGUUCAAUUCUUGUAGUCCUCUGCAGCUAUCAGUCCCACGUUUCUGCAACUUCUAAGCAAAUUUCGUCAGUAAAAUAGGCAAACUUAGCUGCCUUGGUUUGUAGAACGGGAAGGUUUAUGUGACUACCCAAGAGGACUGUAUAUGCUGAUCUGAUGGACAUCGCUUGCCAAUAAUUGGUGGCGUCCAUCAAGAGGCUUGGCGUUUGAUGUUCUUUACAAUGAGGUUGUUGCGGCUUGUAAAUACGAGUACUUUUGUUCCUGAUAUGUCUCUUGGGGUUCUCAGAGCUUCUUGUGACAUGUAAUAUGUUUGUUCAAUUAUAAAGAAAAACACUUCGUCCUUA
Molecule: messenger RNA, 13912 nt
Organism: Nymphaea colorata (pocket water lily)
Lineage: Eukaryota; Viridiplantae; Streptophyta; Magnoliopsida; Nymphaeales; Nymphaeaceae
Exons: 65
Coding region: 443-13495 (4350 amino acids)
Biological process (GO): protein retention in Golgi apparatus; protein targeting to vacuole
Cellular component (GO): extrinsic component of membrane; membrane
Source: RefSeq, a predicted model, not a curated record